AUGCCAAAAACCUCAAUCUUCCCCUUCCCCAUCCAGGACCUCCAAGAAAUCUCCAACGAGCGCAUUAAGCUCCUACCCUUCAACCCAGACCACCAUGGCGCCACAUUCAUCCACCACGCCUCCCCAAACCCAUCCAUCUUCUCAAACGUAACAAUGGGACCCUGGCACUCAACCUCCGAGCUCCAAGCCGCAUUCUACGACAGCCACGACAGAGACAUACUUUCCUUCGCGAACCCCGCAUCAUUCGCCUUCGCCAUCAUAGACAAAACCCGGCCUCCGUCCGCAGACGAUGCCGAGGGCGAACUUGCAGGAACAAUCAGCUACAUUAACACGUCUACUGUGCAUCUCAGCGCAGAGCUCGGCUUUGUCGUCGUUCUCCCGCCCUACCAGAGGAGCCAUGUUGCCGUGAAUGCCGUGGGGCUGAUGAUGCAGCAUGCGUUCGCGAGUCGAGAGAGUGGCGGCUUGGGCUUGCGGAGGGUGUGUUGGAAGGCUAGUACCGCGAACUCGGCUAGUGUGCGGCUUGCGGAGAAGAUGGGGUUUGUGAAAACUGGGGUGACGAGAUAUGCUAUGAGGUUUCCGGGGGGUGCGCGUAAGGGGAAGGUGGGGAAUGGGCGGGCUUUGCCGCCUGGGAGUGACCCGGAUGAUGUGUGGCGGGAUACGGUGGAUUUGAGUAUUGCUUGGGAUGAGUGGUUGGGUGGUGCGGAGGAAAUGGCUCGGGCUAUUAUGAGUAAGUAG
This is a messenger RNA of Penicillium verhagenii, 735 nucleotides long. Its product is annotated as GNAT family N-acetyltransferase. NCBI's taxonomy places the organism in Eukaryota, Fungi, Ascomycota, Eurotiomycetes, Eurotiales, Aspergillaceae. The transcript has a single exon. Gene Ontology annotation, molecular function: protein N-terminal-serine acetyltransferase activity; protein-N-terminal-alanine acetyltransferase activity. The record is from RefSeq and is a predicted model, not a curated record. Bases 1 to 735 code for a protein of 244 amino acids.